Molecule: messenger RNA, 2305 nt
Organism: Mizuhopecten yessoensis (Yesso scallop)
Lineage: Eukaryota; Metazoa; Mollusca; Bivalvia; Pectinida; Pectinidae
Product: tripartite motif-containing protein 2-like
Exons: 2
Coding region: 119-2125 (668 amino acids)
Source: RefSeq, a predicted model, not a curated record
CUAAGACUGAAACUUGUCGUAACAUGCCAGUACAUGGAGGGUGUAACAUGCCCCUCAGGGAAUCUUAGCUUAUCAAAGACAUCGUAGUUUGGAUGAAUACAGAGAGCUCCCCCCAGUGAUGGCGGAAGGUGGAUCUCUACCGGCAGACCAACUGAACAAAGACAACACUGCCUUGACCUAUCAACUUCUCGAAUGUCCUAUUUGUCUGGAGCAGAUGCAAAGUCCAAAGUCUCUCCCAUGUUUACACUCCUUCUGUGAGGAAUGUCUCAGUACCUACAUCGUCACAGACUUGUCUGGUGAGAUGGCCGCCGUGACGUCCUUCCCCUGUCCUGUAUGUAGGAAGAUCACAUCGCCUGUCAACCACUCUGAGGGUAAAGAGACGUGGGCACAACAGUUUCCGACCGACAGUUUAACUCAGCAUUUUAACAACCACAAAGAAAUGGCGGAUACUCCACUUUAUUGUGGCCCUUGCAAGAAGACAAAAAAUCAGGAAACACCAGCUUUGUUUCUGUGCAAAGCAAUAGGCACCUUAUUUUGCGAACAUUGUAAGACAAAUUUCCAUGAUGUCGUUCACGAAGCAUGUGAGAUUUUAAUUAAUCUUGAGACAAAUUAUGAUGCGACAUGGAAACGGCAUAUGUCAAUAUCAUGUUCCACACACAACGAGAAGAUGGACUGCUAUUGUGAAGAUCAUAAAUUCAUCGGAUGCAACAAAUGCAUUAUCACAGAACACCGACGAUGUAGCAAAGUGAUGACGAUAAAGGAGUAUUGUGAACACCAGAAGAAUAAUUCCAGACUAGAUGACAUGGACAAAUCUCUUGAAAAGGCGGUCAACUGCUUGGAAUCUAUGUUAAAUGCUCUUGACCACCAAGUUGAAUCCUUGCAGCAAUGUCAGGACGGUAGUUUUAACAGUAUUUCAAAUCUCCGACAAAGAAUCAACGCAUAUCUCGAUAAGAAACAGGAGGAGAUAACCCAGGAAAUGAUUUCAAAAGACAAACUUGAAAAAACUAAAGUUGAUUUAUCAAAGCAGAAAUGUAGCCGACUGAGGGCCGCCAUACAGAACACAAGGGAAGCGUCGAGGAUGGCAGUUGGGAUGGAAGGCCACCUGGGGAUGAUACAACUGUUCCAUAGAGGUCAGAUAGAGAUUAGUGCUUGUAAUGAUCUUAUUUACAAUAGCAAGCGUUCGCCUAAAUCAGUCAGCAUGAAACACGACAUCGACUCGAGCCACAUCACAAUCGAUCAGUCCAGUACUCUUACCCUGGGAAGAAUCCUGGUUGAGGAGCAACCCUGUAUCAUACCUGACAGUGUUGAGUACAUACAAAAUGUCGACGUGCUGUCUAAUAGUCGCGCCAAAAAAACAGGACAAAUUAUGCUAACAAUUCCCUCAGAUAAAUACAAAUGUAGAGCUCGAGGAGUUUUGUUGAUGCCUACUGGAAACAUCAUUGUAAGUGAUGAUGGGAACGAGAAACUGAAAUUGUUUUCUGUUGAAGGACAGUAUUUGGACGAGCUGAAAAUCAGUGGAUGGCCACAUGAUGUUUGCUCAGUGGAUGAUGUAACAGUGGCAGUUGCUGUAAGAAAUACUAUAGUCGGCAUACAUGUCGUAAAAGUACGGUCUUUCAAGCUGAUCCUAUCGACCGUAAUAGGAAUGGAUAAAAACACCGAAUGUCGUGGUUUAGCGUUCAUGGGUGGGAACUUCAUGGUGAGCGCAUCGGAAGACAUUUAUAGCGUGACAAUGUACGGUAAGGUAAAGAAAGUUCAGACAUUGUCCUCACAGUGCUGGUAUCUUGCGUCUGAUCUUAAAAAGAAUAAAACAUUUGCCUGUCAGAAUGUAUCUACAGUGGAUGAUAUCGUGGUCACCAGACUGCCCAAUGGUAUCCAAAUAUAUGGUUUAGAUAAGAGGGUAGUCAAGAAUGAGAUGGGAGUAGACGUAGACAGUGAGGGGAAUGUGUACGUCUGUGGUCGAGACUCCAACAAUGUGGUUCAGGUCUCCGCUUAUGGUACCAAUGUCAGAGAACUUCUGACGUCAAAGGAUGGUAUUGACAAACCCAUGGCUAUAUCGGUGUGUGGGAACAAAUUCGUAGUCACCGACGAUUCAUCAAAUGAAAUACAUAUAUACCAGCUAUACUGAUUACGCAGCAUCGCUUCCGUUUGGGAAAAAGAUCUCGCGAACGAGAAGUUUCUGCUGAUUAUAUGGAAGUUCGUAUAUGAAAUUUGAAAGAUAUACAACACUUCGAUUGCCUUUAAACGUUACUGAAUUUAAGUCACCUUAAUUGAAGGUUUUGGCAAAUGCUGGGUCAAGUACCGAGCU